ACUGGAUACUGUGAAUGACAAUUCAGGAACUCCUGUUCACACCGCAUGCAGCGCAAAGAAGGAGGCGUAAACACUGACAUAGCUAGGUAGCCAACGAGGUAAGCAAUAAAACAACACUGAGAUUUAUUUGACCGGGACUUAUUGAAGGUUUGUAAACCUAGAAACUUUGACUAUUAAAAGCUGCUGCUGAAUGAACUUAUGCGGGUUUAUUUGGUAAAAACGCUGAGGUAUCGUGGUCUGCUUCUUCUAACGGAGCAUCAGGCUGUCAGUCCGGCCUGCUAACGCUAGCUCGUCACAACGACUUUGGUGUCUGCGCCCUGCGCGGGAAAUUUUGUUUUUACGGUAUAUCCAGUUAGAUAACCUUCAGAAGUAGUUUGUGGUUAACGAGCAGCAGCGUAAGACUCGGAUUGUGACUUUCCAAUCGGGGGAAAAAGCCCGAUCGUCGAUUGAACCGUGCUUCUUGGUCGUGAUCGUGAGGUGGUCUGCUAGCAUGUGUUAGCCAGCAGCACAAGUGUCUCGCGAGUGCGCAGGAAAAUCAACGUGACUAGGCCAGCGUUAGCGUGGCUUCAACCUUUGGCAUUUGAUGAUGUUUUUAAACGCUACAACAACUACAAGUCUCGCUUUAUAUUCCCAUUACUGUAUAUGGAUGAACCGAAGAAACGUUCACGCGGAGUUUCCUCCGCUACCUCCACCUUUGUUAGGACUCGCGAUCGCUUUGUAGCAGAAAUUUACCAUAACAGAAUGGGAUGUGACUGCCCCCUGAAGCUAGCUCAAAGUUAGCACUCAUCCCACUGCAUGGUUGGUGUGAUGGCCGCUUUUACACUCAUCUCAUGCGUGUUGCGCUUUAAUUCCCUUACAAACUGAACUCAAAUUAAACUUCUCUUCUUGUUAUUAAAGGUUCACCACUUAUUCUCAAAUUGAAAACAUUUCUACAAUUAUUCUCCAAACCACUGUUAUGUAAGAUAUAAGUUGUGGGCCCAUGUGCAUAUAUAGACUAAAUAAAGGCUACAAGUUUUAAUUUGAUGUGGUGCAGAAGUUGUAAAAAUCCACUUAAGCCUUGUUUUGUGGCUUGAUGUCGUCUUUUGGGGACAUAUCACUGGAAGCUGAUUACUCAUUAACUCCCAUUCUUCCUGGCUUGAUGUCUUUAGCACUGUCAGCAAACAGAAGUUUGGCCUAUGGCGCUCACAACAUGUUUCCAUUGACCAAAUCGUGUAAGUUAGCUGUGUAGUUAGUUUAAGUGUGAUGACCAAGUUGCUGGCAAAUAUACCCCCCUUUUUUUAAAUCCUAGAUUAGAUCCCCUGGUAGUCAUAAAUCACCUUCAACUGACUCCUGUGAAAUGUGCACUGUCAUUUGGCUCAGAUACAAAGUCUGUUGAAAUCACUUUAAGUUUAUUAGGGUUGUGUAUUGAAUGCAUUGAAAUCCUGUGCCUGUCUAAUUUUUUUUUUUAGACCUACAAGUGUGGUUACUUUCUGUUCAUGAGGCCAUGUGCACACACUGCAGUGAAAACAUCAGCAACAGCUGUUCAUAUCUGUCUGCAGUGUUUUAAAGAGCAGCAUAUGUUGAUGAGUGAUUUACAGAUCAAUAGAGUUUCAAGCCUCUCUUGAAAAAUAAUAUGCGCUGGAGAGCGAGAGCCUCGGUGCAAUGUUGCUUCUAGUAUCAAAAAUUUAGGCUUCUCCUGGCAAUAUAAUAGUGCCAACGAAUGUGCUUCAAUGUUAAAAUCAAACUUUUUAAUUUGCAAGAUUGUUAGUGAGAACAAAGCACCAGGUCAAAUAAAAUAAACGCACUCCUUUUCCAUUCCUCUCAAUUGUAUUGUUAGUUUCCAUUGUGGGUUGUUGUUGUUAAAUCCUCCUAGCAUGAAUUAUGUUUAGAAUUGAAUGUCAAGAUUUCAUUUUGGACCAAUACUGAUUUCUGAUGUCUGUUUAUGAUUUCUUUAGGUCAUGGAGAUGAACAGCAACAGCGAGUGCUUCGGAUGCGGCCGCUCCGGGCACUGGAUCAAGCAUUGCCCUAAUGCCAGUGGUUCACGUGGACGCGGCAGGGGUCGGGGACGUGGCAAGGGUAAUUUGCAAAAUUUCUUGGUCCCCGGUGAAAGAUGAAUAACAGAUGUCUUGAUAUGUUAGACUUGUCAGUUAGAAGUGAAAGUAAAAGUAGUUCUCAGCAUGAUAAGCGAAAAAAGGUCAUGGAAGAUAUGUAAUCUGUGAGAAAAGGUAGUAGUUUUAUAACCUGUGUCCCUUUUGUCAUCUCUGCAUACUGACUUGUCAUUACAGAGCUCUUCUGUUAUCGGUGUGGAGACCAAGGACACAUGGCCAGGGACUGUGACCAAACUGAGGAUGGUGUGUAUUGCAUUUCUUUUUGUUUACAUUUCUUAUUCCAGUUUGUUGGUUUGAAGUAGUUCGAUCUUCAAAAGUAUCCACGAUGUUUAACAUUUGCGAUCUACAAUUACAUAUAUUUUAAUGCAUAUAAGAAGCUAUACAUUUCUGUUUGCUUUGUUCUCGAUGCAGCGUGCUACAACUGCCACAGAAGUGGGCACAUUUCUCGGGACUGCAAGGAGCCCAAAAAGGAGAGGGAGCAGCUCUGCUACACCUGCGGCAAAGCUGGUCACAUGGCCCGGGACUGUGAUCAUGCUAAUGAGCAGAAGUGCUACUCCUGCGGUGGGUUUGGUCACAUCCAGAAGCUUUGCACUCAGGUGAAAUGUUACAGGUGGGUGUUAAUUCAGUUACUGUAAGUAUUAGGGCUUAAGAUAAACAUUUUUCAGCUUUUAGUCUUCUUUUGAGUGGUUUGCAACCAGCAUACCGUUAUAAAAUUAUGCUCAAGUAUUUUACUGAGAAGAAGAGACUUGGAGAAACAAGCAACCACCACAAUGUGCAAAGCAUUCUGGAUAUGUAGCAAAGCCCAACACUAUAGGAGCACCGCUUGUUAAUGCUUUUCUCCUUUGUUGUAUCAUAACCAUGCAUGCAAAGAAUACUAUUUUUUAGAUUAAUCUUGCGGUGUGUUAGCUGGAUAGAAAGACUCCUCAAUCUUAGGAUGAAUGACCAGCAUCGUGGGAUGAUGCUAGUCUUCCCAGUGAUUAAGUCAAGAGUAGUGGGUCUGUCUUUAGCUUACAACUAUUAAGGCCUCUAUAGAUGAAGCUCAACUAUCAUAUAGGUAGGUUGCAAGGUGGCGUUAACAGAUGAUACCAGGGGGAGCUACAUACCUGUGUAGAGUUCUUGAAAAACUCCCAAAACUGACUGAUGAUAUCUAGGUGGGACUUAAAUUCUAGAUAUGACACUGGUUUUGUGGAGCUCGUUAAAUUAGACCUGUUUGUUUCAAAUCAACAAACCUGUGUGUAAUUUCUUUUUUUUUCCUCCAUUUUUGUUUCAACACGUGGGCCACUUUUGUUCCUGGUCAGGUUUUUCUGUGUUUUUUAUAUCUUAACUAAAGCAUUGUUCUGUUUCUUUUUUCCCACAGGUGUGGUGAAAUUGGUCACGUUGCCGUGCAUUGCAGUAAAGCCAGCGAGACUAACUGCUACAACUGUGGAAAGGCAGGCCACCUGGCAAAAGAGUGCACCAUCGACACCACCGCAUAAUCAGUGCCCUCUGUUGCCCCUCCUUUUUUCAGAUUGAUGGUUGGUUGUAUUAUUUUCUCUGAAUCCUCUUCACUGGCCAAAGGUUGGCUAACAGAGGCUAGUCCCAGGCCAGUGAGCCUCUCGACAUGUAAUACAAAGAAAGGGGUGAAAAAAAUAUCUUUUCUGCAUUCAAUACAAAAAUGUUUUAGUCUGGUAGCGGUGUUAUGUAUAAUGCUUUGUUAAAGAACCCCCCUUUCCAAGCCACUGGUGAUCAGAGAUGAAUAAAUGGGACUAAACAUAUGGGAAUCUAUAGGACCUCUGAGCUUGUGGAUGUGAGCCUCAGUAAAAUGAGAGAAGGGAGUAAAUGGAAACCGAACUUCCAUGUAUGGUUAUUUUGGUUUGUUUUAGUGGGAUUUGAGUUGGCCAAGAGAGUAUGACAUGGAAACAGUUCAUAACAUGAUGCAUUUCAGCCCUACAAGCAGCUGGGCGAUAACAAACUACAUGUUAUAUUGCUAAGAUAUAAAAAUUUUGGAGGUAUUAAAAGAAACACGUUCUUUUAUAGAAAUCUGUUUACAAUUUAAAUAUCACUUGGUAGUCCAAGGUAGACAUUUCCUUUUAAAAAUGGCUUUGGAAAUUUGUUUUCCUUUUUUUUUUGUGUUUUUUUCGUUUUUUACCUUGGCAAAUUUAACAUCAAGAACAGUCGUCAGAACAGCAGAAUUAGGAGUUAUUUGGGAAUGAAAAAUGUUUUCACAGAAAUCAAAAUGUUAUUUUUGUACAAUAUCACUUAGACUACUGUAUAAAUACCAUUUGCUUGUACUCAGUUUUUAAGUCGGAAGGAAAGUGCAACUGAAGUCCUAGAAAAUAGAAAUGUAAUUUUAAACUAUCAAUAAAGCUGGAGGAGCACGGGGAGGACCUUCUUGUCUGAUUUCUUGGAU
Messenger RNA from Xyrichtys novacula (pearly razorfish), 4476 nucleotides. Lineage: Eukaryota; Metazoa; Chordata; Actinopteri; Labriformes; Labridae. The record is from the annotation of a GenBank genome assembly.